ACUGAACGCAUCCUUAAUAAAAAUCACGUAAUUUUUUCUGUCGCUAAUUUUCCGGAAGAACAAUAUUAUUUCAAUGGGUUAUAUUUUAAGAGUGGUGCUAAUUCAUUAACAGCAAAGUGUUAACUAUAAUGAAAUAAAAGAUUCCUUUGUAAAGUGAAAUUCAAGUUGCUGUUUUGAUAAAAAUUUCUUUUGUUUUGAUUAUUUCUCCGAAAAUUGAUUUCUUCAUCGUAAAAAUCAAAAUUAUAAGUGUUUUUUUGUAAAGUAUUCAGUUUUAAAGAUGGCUAAGUACUACGAAAAUUCCACAGUUUUCAAUUAUAAUUAUGAGCAAGUGUUACAAGGAUUCUGGAAGCGAUAUCCGAAUCCUUACUCGACUCAUGUGCUAUCUGAAGACACAAUACAAAGAGAAAUUCGAGAUGACGGCAAAUUGUACAGCAAACGUAUCUUAACAAAAACAAACCGAGUACCAAAAUGGGGCGAACGAUUCUUCAAAGCAAAGUUUGUGUGCAUCGUAGAAGAGUCGCUUGUCGAUCCAAAAGCAAAAACACUGACGACCCACACUCGAAAUAUCGGAUUUAAUAGAAUUAUGAGCGUCACCGAGAGAGUUGUUUAUCAAGCAGAUCAUCAUGGUAAAACAAUUGCAAACCGUUCAGCAUGGAUUGACUCACAAGUGUUCGGUUUUGCAACUCCUAUCCGAGCUUUUGGUUGUGAAAGAUUUAAGAAAAACUGCCAGAAAUCAAAUCUCGGCUUCAAUUACAUUCUGGGAAUUUUAUUUCCAUUACAAAAUCCUAACAGUAGUCUGCAUCAACAAGAUGUGACACAGAAGUUUAAAGACGUAGCAAAAACAGCGGGCGAACAUAUGAAAGAGCAAAUUUACCAAGCAUCACACUACAAUGUCAGUCAGAAUUAAGAAAUGUUGGUGUUGAUGGCAAUUGAAUGAGACUAAUGAUGUUAUUUAGCUUUUAAGAAAUUUUUCCUCAUCUCAAUUCUUUCGAUUCUUUUUCUUCUUCUUUCAAAAAUUAUUCUUCAAUUUCAAAUUUGUUUUCUUUUCAUUUAAAAAGUACAAAUCGGAAGAAAAAUUUCCAACAGGGAAAUAAGUUUUCAAAUAAGAAACAACAUUGCUUAGAUAUAUUAAGUAUUAUGGUCAACAUUAAUGGGAAUCAAAAAAAGAAAAGUGUUUUAAUGUCAAGUUUCUUUCUCUCGCGUCAUUCCAAGAAACUUCCUUUUUUAUCCACAAUUAAUUGUAAUUUGUGAGACUUCAUUUGUCACAUCAACAUUAUUCUUAUUCAAGUUCUUGACAAUUCAUUAGCUUUGAGAUGAAUGAACGACCGCAACCCAAAAAACUUAUUAAAUCGAAAACAAUUAAAAGAAAAACUGUUUUUCUUCUCUACUAGAAAUAUCAAAGUUCGUGAAUAAGAAAAUGUAGAAGAAAAUAAAAAAAGAACUAAAAUUAUGCAAUGAAAGUGUGUUUGUAUAAAGCGUUGCACAACAAGAAAUGAUGUCAAGUUCGAUGAUGAAAAGAAUCUUCUUAAAAACGUUUUUCUUUAUUAAUUAAAUAGAUGGAAGUGAACUUUUUCUAAACUAUAAUUAAAAUUUCUUUAAUCCUAGAAAUAAAAUGUUUUUCA
This is a messenger RNA of Clunio marinus, 1622 nucleotides long. The record is from the annotation of a GenBank genome assembly. NCBI's taxonomy places the organism in Eukaryota, Metazoa, Arthropoda, Insecta, Diptera, Chironomidae.